UCCACUGUCAUUUUCAGUGGAAAUUGGUAGUGGAAGGUCGAGGGGAAAAGGGGUUAGCAUACAUUUCGAUCUUCAUUCAAAAUAUGAGUUCCUCGACUAGUGUUUAUUUAUAAAUGCGAACGAGGAAGUAAUAUCAGCUGCAGGACGUUCGCAUCGAAAACAAACAGAUCAAAUACUAGUAUAAAUCAUUAACUAGCUAAAGCUCUGCGUUGAAGAGCAAACUUUUACCUGGAUCAAGUUCCUGAUAUUAAAGGACAAACAACGGACAUUUGAGGAAAGGCUAAUUGAUGUUUUGAAAUUCUGACCAAACUUGAUUAGCGGAAAAAUUUACGUAUCCAAGUGAAUCUCCGAGACUCACUGAACCACAGUGAGGGAAAUUCAAUUUCUAACGGACUUAAAAGACGCCAUACAAGCGUGGUGGCUUACUGGAAGUUGGGGCAUUAGAAUUGAAGAAAAACAGAACGCUACUGACCUUAGCCUUUCAGGGGCUACUUUUAAACAUGGAAUAUAAAGUGGAGGCGCAUCGAAUCAUGAGCAUUUCCUUGGGGAAAAUCUACAAUUCUAGAGUGCAACGGGGCGGAAUCAAACUUCACAAAAACCUGCUCGUCUCCCUGGUUCUUCGGAGCGCUCGGCAAGUGUAUCUGAGCGACUACUACGGAGGUGUGUGCCUGAACGCCCAGCAAAUGGAAGGGAGAGAAUGGGGAGAGCGAGAAAUGGACUCAGAGCAAGUGAAAUUGCUCCCGGAGACUACGAACAACCCCCACUCACCCUCAGAUAGUCCCCAAGAUGGAUUUGCGCAGCCCACAGAAGAGGAGGCGGCAGAAAUGGUAGACACUACCGCACAGCCACAAGUUCAAGUAACUUCACCUCCCAGCGAGCAGUCGAGCUCAGAAGAAAUGGCUUCAAAAUCUGAUUUCAGCGGCCUAACGACCCAGGAAGUGGACAGAGACAGCGUCUCGGCUUCUGUGGACUCCGGUACCAACGAGGUAUCGGUCAGUUCUCCCGUUCCAGCUCUGUGUGUUAAUUCGGGACUGUCCAAAACUCAAACGACAACGGCCAAAGAAAGUCGGAGCGAAAGUGGCUGCAUGGUAGCUGUUGAAGAAUGCGAUUCUCAGGAACCAAAAUCGCAGCACCCAACAGCCCCGGUCUCCUGUUGUACCAGGAAAAGAAGUGCCGAGAAGUCUCCACGCACAGCUUCCCCCAAAAAAACCAAACUGACUGCUUCCACCGCCCCCGCUUCCCCAGUCAGUAGUGAAGACGAGGGGGCAGAGGAAAUGGACACCAGUAAUGUAUCAAGUCUCAUCACAAUAUUCGGUUCCAGCUUCUCUGGCCUGUUGAGUAAGGACAGUGCCCAGGCAGAGCCUGAGUCUGAAGACAGUGACUCAGGGGCUGGGCAAAUUUGUUGUGAACAAAUGCUCAAGAACCUGAACCCCUGGAAUACCGCUAUUGUAGCAUUUUAACAUUGUUUUUGACCAGGCUGACGUUUGAGAUUGUAAAAGUGGAUUGUUUACGAUUUCAAGAUGUAGUGAGCCGCCGAAACUCUACUCCUAUCUACCUACAUUGCUAACUAUUGGUUACAUUCUUCGUGGGGCUCCAAAUGCGUAAACCACGUGUGUGUUCAGGGGGGUUCCCCUUGCACCAUACUUAGGUUAAGCGCGAGCUUUACCACAAACUGCAUUUUCGGGCGUGUUUUGAUCAAGGUAUAUGUGAAUGUUGGCACUACAGUGAUAUUAAGUUUAGGGAAGGAGGGGGUACGCGCAAUAAGAAUGGAUAAACAUGCAGACCAUAGUCGUAAAGGGUUACUGUUAAACCGACAUGUUGUGAUUUUUGCACACUUCACAGAAAGAAAAUGAGUUGACGCACAGUUUGCAAAAUAUAAAAGGUUAGGAUAAUGUCAUUUCUCUGUGUGUUUAAUCAGGUGUUAAUUGAAAUGCCGUUUGAAAUAUUUGAUCAUUGCUAAAUGUAUGUUACAGGACUCGGUGCUAAAGCCACAAAGUCAUGCCUAUGAUUUGGGUCACUGAUCUUUCCACUGUCUUUGUUUUAAAAAGACCUGUAUAUUUGUACUGAUAUGAUUGUACAGAUCUGUCCAUGUCUUCUAAAUCUCUGUAUUUUGAUAUUUGUUAUCAAUUGACAUUUUAUUUGUGUGGGAUACACACGUAUUAAAUGCCUUUAAAAACA
This is a messenger RNA of Anguilla anguilla (European eel), 2178 nucleotides long. RefSeq names its product immediate early response 5 (gene ier5). The record is from RefSeq and is a predicted model, not a curated record. Bases 501 to 1460 code for a protein of 319 amino acids. Lineage: Eukaryota; Metazoa; Chordata; Actinopteri; Anguilliformes; Anguillidae. The transcript has a single exon.